AUCGCUCGACUUCCUGGACUGGCGAUUCUCCUCAAGCCAGCGACUCUGGCUAUACCCCCUCGCACCAAGAUCUCAAUCAGCUAGGGACCGCCCGUCCAACCUUGCAGCAACCGAGACCCUCUGCUCGUCAGAGCAUGUGGACUUCUGCUCUUGACGCACCUCAUGCAGGUAACGAGGAGAAUGGGAACGCGAACCCUGGCGGCAAGUUUGUUACUCUUGACGCCCCUGCUCACUUGACCAAGGCUUUUACGCCACACGGCCUUCUGCAAGCGGGUCUCCAAGAUAAGGAAGACCGUUCGGCCAAGAAACAGCAAGAGAUCGCCAAGGAGACAGGAGCGUCAUUACUGAACGUCCCGAAUAAGCCACCCGAGCCACAGAUGGGCUUGUUGGGCGCAAUCACGGCGCAUGAGAAGGAUCGCAAGGCUGCGGGUGGAUUGGGAGCCGCGUUAACAGAGAGGGAGAGGGAUCGUCGAAUGGCCGAACAACAACAACGGCAGAUUGACGAGAUGCAAAGCAUGCAGAGGCAAAGCAUGUACCCGGGUGGGGAUGCUUUCGCUCGACCGAUGAGCGCAUAUGGAGGCGGAGGCAUGAUGUCCCCCGGUCUCGCCUACGGACAAAACCCGAGCAUGUACUGGCCGGCACCUCCGAUGAACCCUUAUGCGCAGCAACAAGCCAUGAUGGCCGCGCAGAUGGCCUACCAAAAUUCCAUGUAUAUGGCAAUGUCCGCUGCGGGUAGUCAAGUGGGUACCCCAGACGUCAGCGGAAAUCCCAACAUGGGCAAUGGUUUUGACGCCAGGUCGGCGUCACCCGUGAUGCCAAUGAACAUGCCUGGCGGAGGAAAUCCGUAUAUGAGCAUGUAUGGAGGUUACGCGCCAAGCAUGCCAGGGCAAGGGUUCGGGAUGCCCGGGAUGGGGAUGUUGUCUCCCGGAGCCGGCGGCAUGUUUUCUAUGCCGGGGUCGGUCAUGGGAGCGCCAACCGGAACUCAAACCCCGACAGGACAAAGUCAGGGUCAAGCGGGAGGUGAUCAGGGCAGAUCCAACGAACGACGAUGAUGACGACGAAGACGAAGACAACGAAGUUGAUAAUGCGCGAUGCAUUUCGUGGGGGCACAAAUGCACCACCUUCUGGACGACACGAGAUACGCACCUACACGCAAGCGUAGACGACCGGACAAUGGAUCCACUAUUUCUGCUUUUUUUUACCUCCUUGCGAUACCCGCUGCGCGAUAUCCUCUCUCAUGGAUCUUGCUGCCUUGUAACGAUUGCGAUUGAUUUUCGUUGACGAUGAUAAUGACAUGCGCCCAGAA
Molecule: messenger RNA, 1306 nt
Organism: Filobasidium floriforme
Lineage: Eukaryota; Fungi; Basidiomycota; Tremellomycetes; Filobasidiales; Filobasidiaceae
Exons: 3
Coding region: 135-1052 (305 amino acids)
Source: RefSeq, a predicted model, not a curated record